Molecule: messenger RNA, 1128 nt
Organism: Ruditapes philippinarum (Manila clam)
Lineage: Eukaryota; Metazoa; Mollusca; Bivalvia; Venerida; Veneridae
Exons: 1
Coding region: 1-1128 (375 amino acids)
Source: RefSeq, a predicted model, not a curated record
AUGUGUUACAGGAUCUUUAAUCGACUGUGCGAAAGAUACGAAAAAUUUAAAACAACACACUUUGAAACUAUAGAAACACUAAAGAAGAACUUUGAAAGUUGCCGAGCGAACUUUAUAGAAUUCAAGGAAAGAUAUGCCGAAUGGAAUCCCGUAGCAUUAAUACCCAGUAGUGCAGUUUCAUCAACAACUCGGCUAAGAAACGCAAAAGUUAAGCGUCUGAUAGCUGAACAAAAACUUAAGACUCUUAAAGAAAAACAAGCUUUGGAGAAGGAGAAACUGCGAUUAGAGGCAAUACAGAAGGAGCUUAAAGAUAAAUCGCAACUACUGGAUCAAGAAAGUGCUGUGAUGGAAGCGAGGCUGGAGGAGUCAAUGUGGGCAGACGAAAGCACGGUGAUAGAAGCAGACAACAUAUUAGAAGAUGGGCAUAUUGUGCAGAAAACUAUGGAUUUUGGACAUACUUAUCGAAAUGAUAAUGUAGCCGAUAGCAAUACGGCACGUUAUUCUCGUGCUUGUCCCGGUAAAGAUCCCGAGGCUGCAGACGCACGUAAGUUCGAAGAUGUAACGCAGCAAGAUGGCGGAAAUAGCGCUUCCGGUUUAGAAGUGGAACGACUUGCAUCAAUCAUUCAAGAAGGAUUUAAUUUACCAAAACCAGAGUUACUGACAUUCAACGGUUCUGCGCUUGAUUAUUGUAAGUUCAUUAAAAAUUUUGAGACCAACACUGAGUGCAAAGUAAGUGACAAUAGGUUAAGAUUAUGUUAUCUAAUACAAUAUUGCACUGGUGAGGCAAAAUCUUGCAUAGAAGAUUGUGUGUUAUUGGAUUCAAAUGUAGGGUAUAACCGAGCUAAAUCAAUUUUGCAAUCUCGUUAUGGUAGGCCACAUGUUGUUGCGAGAAGUCAUAUUGAUAAAUUGUUGCUUGGCCCUAAUAUUAAUGCAUCUGAUGUUAAAGGAUUGUCUCAAUUAGCUUUAGAUAUGCAAAAAUGUCAAAUGACACUUUCACAACUAGGGUUUGUUUCUGACAUAGAUAACUCUGAGAAUUUAAGGCGCAUUGUAAGACGUCUCCCUAUGCAUUUGAGAUCAAGAUGGGCAAAGGUAGCCCACUCUAUUUUUGAGUCAGGGAGAGAAACCUAA